Messenger RNA from Rubroshorea leprosula, 1240 nucleotides. The record is from the annotation of a GenBank genome assembly. Lineage: Eukaryota; Viridiplantae; Streptophyta; Magnoliopsida; Malvales; Dipterocarpaceae.
GAAGUUAGGGUUAGAGGUGAGGAAGAUUUUGAAUGUGCAACAAAGGGGUUUUUUUUUUUUUUUAUGUGGGAUCCUGAUUUAUUCCUCCCCCCUACUUCGUGCAGAGUUUGAGAAAAUGUCUUCAGAAGGAACAAAAAGUGUAGUUGGGAGUGAGGUGAUGCCCCUGGACUAUGGGAGCAUGGACGCAGAGAGUAGUCCAUCUCCAUCUAGUUCGGAGAAAACGAUAGAGGGGGUGAGAGGAGAUGAGGUGGUGGAGGUUGGGGAGAGAGAGGUGGUAGAGGGAGGGAGGAAUGAGGUGGUAAGGGUUAGGAUAGAUAGCAUACCCAUCACCGUAGUAGAAGUAGAGGGUAGAGGAGAGAGGAAUUAUGAUGUGAAUGCAGAGAUAGUGGAGGAGGUGAAGCAGUACAGAUCUGAGCUAAGGACCAGGAAUAGCCUGGGUCACUUAGUAGAAAAUUACGAGAUCUCGUCUCGAGUGUUAGUUAGGCCAGCUGGGGUAGAGGAGAGGGCGUGCUCUGCUCCUCGGGAUCACUGGAUGCCUGUGUAUUCCCACUAUUUGAUAGCGGGACUCAGGUUUCCACUUCCUGAGUUGCUAGUGGGUUUACUGUUAGAUUACAACAUAGGAUUGACACAGUUAGUCCCCAACGCAAUGAGGGGGGGUAGUAUGAGAGAUAAGGGGUGGUAUUAUUUCACCCCAAGGGUAGCUAGUAAGGAGAGUAGGUCAUUGUUUACGGCGGGUCCUUCAUCCAUUAAAGGAUGGAAGGAGAAAUUCUUUUUCGUAGAUGAUACGGAGUGGGGGAAAGGGGAUUCUAAGGUGAGGGAGUUAGCCUCUUGGAAGGCCAAAAGGGCCAACCAGAAUAGGUUUAGCUUAAAUGAGGAUGAGGAGGAAGAAGUGGGGAGGUUGUUCUUGAACAUUGUUGGAGGAGCGGCCAUCCCCAAGAAGCCAAGGAAGAAGUCAAAGACUUCAACCAAACAAGUGGAUGAGGGGAAGACCAGGAAAGAGGCAGUGCUUGCGGCUUCAGCUGAGACGGAGGAGGAGGUGCCACCUCUCCCAUCAAGGAAAUAAUUUUGUUUUUUGAUUUUUUGUAAAGACAGUUAAACAGUUUGUAAUAUUUAUGUUCUGAAUGAAAAUUCAUUUUUGAAAUUAUGUGUUUAUUUAUGUUUACCUGUUUACUAUUAUAUAUUGAUAGAAGAACUGAGACUACCUUUAAAAAAGGAUAGUUAAUAAAAAAGAAGUUAAUCA